AUGGGUUUCAAUCUAAAAAGAUCAAGUAAGAUUCGAUUCUCUUUUAAAAAAUACAUAAGACCAACAGUUGGUAUCAAAUAUUUGCUUUAUACUCUCACACUGAUUCUUAUUUUUAAAUGGAUCCAUAGCUAUAAUAAAAAAGAAGAAGAAGAAGCUAGAGCACCUCCGUAUUCUGAACAAUAUUUAAGUACAGAUUUACAACAUCCAUUUUAUGAAAGUUGUGUAAACACACAAGAAUAUCUGAAAAAUGACUCAUAUAAGAAAAUGAACGCUACCUUUGUAAUGCUGACAAGAAAUGAAGAACUUGAUGAUGUGGCGCAUACAAUAAGUAGUAUUGAGUCCCAUUUUAAUCAAUGGUUUCAAUACCCUUACGUUUUCUUAAAUAAUGUCCCAUUUACUGAGGAAUUCAAAACAAAGGUUAAAUCAAUGACAACCACUGAAGUUGAAUUUGGUUUAAUUAAUGAAAUAGAUUGGAAUUUCCCAUCUGGGGUGAAACAAUCGCUUCUAUUCAAGGAGUCCUUAAUAGAUCAAAGUGAUCGUGGAAUUAUGUAUGGUUCUUUGGAAUCAUAUCAUCAAAUGUGUAGAUUUUAUUCCGGUCUUUUUUAUAAGCAUCCUCUAGUAAGAAAAUAUGAAUGGUAUUGGAGGCUUGAACCUGAUGUAGAUUUCUUUUGUGACAUUAGCUAUGAUCCCUUCUAUGAAAUGUCCUUGGCAGGUAAAAAAUAUGGGUUUACCAUAUUGAUUCCUGAGAUCUAUUGGAGUGUACCAAAUCUUUUCAGAUACACUCAAAGUUUUAUCAAAGAGAAUAAGGGGUUAAAGUUGGGAUCUAUAUGGAAACUUUUCACUUAUAAUUUAAAUAUCAUGAAGACGGAUGAUAAAGAGAUUCAAGAAUGGGUUCAUCUGCAAAAAGAUUUAGAACCUAAAUUGAGAGAAAAGAUUUUAAUUGAUCUAUACCAAGAGGGGAAAUUAGAUAAAACAACCUUUGAAGAAAGUGUGUUAGAUGUAAUUAUUAAUAAAGCAGAAUCUAAGAAGCCAUUAUUUGAGGAUAAAUUCAACAAUCAAGAAUAUAAUCUUUGUCAUUUUUGGUCCAACUUCGAAAUUGCUAAAAUAUCUGUUUUUGAUAAUGACAUUUAUGAUUCAUAUUUUAAAUAUUUGGAAAAGAAUGAAGGUUUUUGGCGUGAAAGAUGGGGAGAUGCACCUGUUCAUUCUUUAGGGUUAGCUUUAACAUUGGAUUUUGAGGAGGUUCAUUAUUUCAGAGACUUUGGAUACAGACAUUCAAUAUUGAGUCACUGUCCAAAGAAUUCAUACGAAAACGUAUCACCAUAUCAAGAAAAUGAUAUAAAAUAUCGUAGAAAGGGAAUUAGUUCGGUGUAUGAUAAGGCAACAGAUAAUGGUAUCGGAUGUAGAUGUAAAUGUCCUUGGAAUACUGCUGAUAUUGAAGAUUUUGCAUUUCCAUGUAUGGACAUAUGGUUUGAAUUAGCACAUGAAGUACAUUUUGAGACUAAUUUUGAUGGCGAAUACCACCCAAGUAUCGAUGUCAAUGAAAUUGAAGCUCAGUUAAGAGAGAAAAUCAUAGAAGAAUUACAAAUCUAA
Molecule: messenger RNA, 1590 nt
Organism: Arxiozyma heterogenica
Lineage: Eukaryota; Fungi; Ascomycota; Saccharomycetes; Saccharomycetales; Saccharomycetaceae
Gene: KTR7
Product: putative mannosyltransferase
Exons: 1
Coding region: 1-1590 (529 amino acids)
Biological process (GO): protein N-linked glycosylation; cell wall mannoprotein biosynthetic process
Cellular component (GO): membrane; Golgi apparatus
Molecular function (GO): alpha-1,2-mannosyltransferase activity
Source: RefSeq, a predicted model, not a curated record